AAGCAGAGUAGAGCACCACACCAGCCCUGUAUCCCAACAUGCACUGCGCCUCUGCCUCUGCUGACCAGUGACCACCGUCCGGGAGGAGGCCUUUCUCAUUUAACUUCAUUGUUUUCUCCGGUGGUAUUUAGAUUUGCAAUGGAGAAGACCAACCACAAUGUGAAGGCCCACCCAUGGGAGGUGGACGACAAGGCCCGACUCUGCCGGUUUCUGUGUUAUGGAUCAGAGGGGGAUAUUUACACAGCUAGAGAGGAGGUGCAGGUGAGCAGGGAAAGUGCAGAGGCUCUACUGGCUCUGCUGGAGGAUGGCAAAGGAGCUGAGGUGGUGGAGAUCAUCGCCAGGUACAGUCAGGAGGGGAGAAUUGUCUCUAUGGGUCCUUGUCUUUUUGCACUGGCAGUGUGCACACAACACUCUGAUGUAAAGACGAGGCAGGCCGCAUUCAAAGCAUUAAAGGAAGUUUGCCAGGAUCCUGUGUAUUUGUUUGAGUUCAUGCAAUAUAAGAAGGAACUUAAGGACACAAAAAGUGGAAUUUGGGGGCGUGCCCUUAGAAAAGCUGUCUCUAACUGGUAUAAUGAACAAAAUCCUAUGAAUCUGGCAGCAUCCGUUGCAAGAUGUAAACAACAAAAUGGCUGGUCUCAUCAGGAUCUCCUUAAGCUGUCCCAUACCAAACCAGCAAAUGAUGGCGUUGCAUUGGUUUGCAAAUAUAUAAUGAAAGGGUGGAAAGAAGUUAAAGCUGAAUAUGCUGACAGAGAGAAUCCUGAGGAGGUGCUGGAAGUCCUGUCCUAUCUGGAAAUGGUGGAGAAAGUCAAGCACAGCAGUGAUGAGACAGAAGUCAUCACUAUGAUAGAGGAGCAUGCAUUAGAGAGGGAACAGCUGCUGACCCACCAUUUAAAGUCCAAACAUGUAUGGAAAGCUUUGUUGAAGGAGAUGCCUCUUCAGUCAUUGAUGAAACGUUUAGGAAAAAUGACAGCAAAAAGAAUUCUUGAGCCAGGAAGCUCUGAAACACAGGCAGUUUGUGACCGUAUCCAGUCUGACGCAGUCCUUAAAAAAGCCCGAAUCCAUCCUUUCAGUAUCCUUGUGGCUUUAGAAAAUUAUAAAAAAGGACAAGGCUAUCAAGGUAAAACAAAAUGGGAAAUAGACAGCAACAUUGUCCAUGCCAUGGACUCUGCAUUUUAUAAAAGUUUUACGUAUUUGGAACCUUUGGAUAAGAACUUUGUGAUUGCUGUGGAUAUUAGCACGUCCUUGAGCAGUAUUGUCCCAGGGACAUCUGUGAGCACUGCUGUAGCUGCAGCUGCAAUUACCAUGGUUUUUGCAUCAACAGAGGCAAAUACACAGGUUCUGGCCUACUCUGGUGGAUCCCUGAUACCAUGCUCUGUGGCAGCAGGCAUGACACUAGAGCAAGUAACAGCUGAACUAGUAAAGACCCCAAGUGAGAGUACAGACUGCACCCUCCCAAUGGCCUGGGCCACAGAACUCAAAAAAGCUGUUGAUGUUUUUAUUAUAUUGACCAACAACCCAAUUUGGGCUUUUAGGGCUAGCCCAGUGGAAGCUCUAACAAAGUACAGACAAAAAAUGGGGACCUUCUCAAAGUUUGUGAUGUGUGGGCUAACAUCCAUUGGACAUGCUGUUACUGAUACGCCUGACCGUGGUGUCCUCAGCAUCUGUGGAUUUGACCUUGGUGCAAUAACACUAAUUCGGAACAUGGCCCAGGGUUUCAUUUAGCACUUGUCGUCAUUUAGAGAAAAAAAUGGACCAAAGUGGCCCUUUUAAAUGUAUGGGUAACUCAGUAGGCUGUAUUUACUCAUUUAAUCAAUAAUAUUACAUUAAUAAAUAAAGGUUUCCAGCGGGCUGGACCACUA
Molecule: messenger RNA, 1859 nt
Organism: Boleophthalmus pectinirostris (great blue-spotted mudskipper)
Lineage: Eukaryota; Metazoa; Chordata; Actinopteri; Gobiiformes; Gobiidae
Gene: ro60
Product: Ro60, Y RNA binding protein
Exons: 9
Coding region: 139-1722 (527 amino acids)
Cellular component (GO): ribonucleoprotein complex
Molecular function (GO): RNA binding
Source: RefSeq, a predicted model, not a curated record